AAGAGACUGCAGCAAAUUGGGCAAGGCCUGGGAUUUGAGGCGCCGGCUGGGGAAGGGUUAACCCCCUGUGACUGUAUGUUAAUGAGAUCCACGGUAAUAGGAGGAGGCUGGCUUUGGCGGAGGCCGCCGCCGCUGCCGCUGCUGAUGGGGAAAGCGAGGAGCGCAGUGCCAGCCUGGAGCCCGGCGAGGAGCGCACACCAGGCAGGCAGGCAGGCAGGCAGCGGCCCUGGCACCGCGGCUGGAGACUCAGCCCAGUGCGCCUGCCUGGCCGGGUGUGUGUGUGAGUGUGUGUGUGUGUGUGAAGCCGAGGGAAGGAGGGCGGGAGGCAGAGGCAGCUCCCCAGCCAUGAAGCCAGCGGCGGCGUGAAGGCAAACCCAGGCGAGGCUGCCGGGAAAGCGCCGGUGCCAGGCGGCAGGCAGAGGGUGGGCAAGAGCCGGGAGAAGCAGCUGCCCAUCCUCAGCUUGGAAGAUCAGCCGGAACCUCUCCAGCGCCACUUUCGGAAUACAGAUCCGUGCCCUGCUGUGGGUUUCCAUGAAUCGGGACUCGGUGUGGAUUACCGCUCCCUAAUUCGGAAGAGGAGAAGGAGGAGGAGGAGGAGGAGGCGGUGGCACCAGCGUGGGGAGAAAGCUGGCUGCCCCCCAAGAGAAGCGGCGGGAGCCGGUCUGGAGCGCGGAACCAUGUGAGGAACAUUGCUGCUGUGAGAGACACACACAGGGAGCUCUGAGGUUCACACUCCCUUUCCUCUUCACACUCCACCACAGGAUGGAACAGAGAAAGUUCUGGCCUCGGAUAUGGGACUCCGAUGGCUGGUCAGUGGACUUGGUGCUUCUUCUCUUGGUUUUCUUUUCACAGAAUGUUAUCAGUACUCCAAUAUAUAAUACCUUUCAUUCUGAGAACCGUGAUUGGACAUUUAACCAUUUGACUGUCCAUCAGGCCACUGGUGCAGUCUAUGUGGGAGCCAUCAAUCGGGUUUAUAAGCUGUCUGGAAACUUGACCAUAUUGGUAGCUCACAAGACAGGACCCGAGGAAGACAACAAAUCCUGCUACCCACCACUCAUUGUACAACCCUGUACUGAGAUCCUGACUUUGACCAACAACGUUAACAAGCUGCUGAUUAUUGACUACUCAGAAAAUAGACUGCUGGCCUGUGGCAGCCUCUACCAAGGAGUCUGCAAACUGCUGCGAUUGGAUGACCUCUUCAUUCUGGUGGAACCAUCUCACAAGAAAGAACACUAUCUUUCCAGUGUUAAUAAAACUGGCACUAUGUAUGGAGUUAUAGUUCGCUCUGAGGGAGAAGAUGGGAAGCUUUUCAUCGGUACAGCAGUGGAUGGCAAACAGGAUUAUUUCCCCACCCUUUCCAGCCGGAAACUGCCACGUGAUCCAGAGUCAUCGGCUAUGUUGGAUUAUGAGCUCCACAGUGACUUUGUUUCAUCCCUCAUCAAAAUUCCUUCAGACACACUGGCCUUGGUCUCACACUUUGACAUCUUCUAUAUCUAUGGAUUUGCCAGUGGCAAUUUUGUCUAUUUUCUGACUGUUCAGCCAGAGACACCUGAAGGAGUAUCUAUCAAUUCAGCCAGUGACCUAUUCUACACAUCUCGUAUUGUGCGUCUCUGCAAGGAUGAUCCCAAGUUUCAUUCCUAUGUUUCUCUGCCAUUUGGUUGUGUCAAAGGUGAUGUGGAAUAUCGUCUCCUACAGGCGGCUUAUCUCUCUAAGCCAGGAGAGGUGUUGGCUAGAUCCCUCAAUAUUACAGCCCAAGAUGAUGUUCUUUUUGCCAUUUUCUCGAAGGGACAAAAGCAGUACCAUCACCCCCCUGAUGACUCUGCUCUCUGCAUCUUUCCCAUCCGUGCUAUCAAUGCCCAAAUUAAGGAUCGCCUGCAGUCUUGCUACCAGGGGGAAGGCAACUUGGAGCUCAACUGGCUGCUAGGGAAAGAUGUUCAGUGUACCAAGGCGCCAGUCCCAAUAGAUGAUAACUUCUGCGGUUUGGAUAUUAACCAGCCACUGGGAGGCUCUGUACCGGUGGAAGGGGUGACCCUUUACACAUCCAGCCGUGAUCGGAUGACUUCUGUCACUUCCUAUGUCUACAAUGGCUACAGUGUAGUGUUUGUGGGUACCAAAAGUGGCAAACUGAAGAAGAUUCGAGCAGAUGGACCACCUCAUGGUGGCAUUCAGUAUGAAAUGAUUCCAAUUUUCAAGGACGGGAGUACUAUUCUUCGAGACAUGGCUUUCUCUACAGAUCAUAAUUACCUCUAUGUCAUGUCAGAAAGACAGAUAUCCCAGGUCCCUGUUGAAUCCUGUGAACAGUACACAACCUGCGGAGAAUGUCUAAGCUCAGGAGACCCUCACUGUGGUUGGUGUGCUCUUCACCACACAUGCUCCCGGAGGGACAAGUGUGAGAGAGCCGAUGAACCAUUUCGAUUUGCAGCCAGCAUCAGCCAGUGCAUGAGUAUCAUCGUUCAACCCAGCAGCAUCCCAGUUUCUGAGCACAGCCUUUCGCUCAGCUUGUUGGUGAAUGACGCACCUGACCUAUCAACUGGUAUCACUUGUGUAUUUGGAAAUCUUACUGAAGUGGAAGGCCGAGUUUUGGGCAACCAGAUAGUGUGUAUUUCACCAGCAUCUAAGGAUGUUCCUGCCAUACCUGUUGACCAGGACUGGUUUGGUAUAGAAUUGCUGCUAAAAUCCAGAGAGACAGGCAAAAUGUUUGUCAGCACAGAAUUCAAGUUCUACAACUGCAGUGCCCACCAACUGUGCCUGUCUUGUGUGAACAGUGCUUUUCGUUGCCACUGGUGUAAAUAUCGGAACCUCUGCACUCAUGACCCCACAACGUGUUCCUUUCAGGAGGGACGUAUCAAUGUUUCUGAGGACUGCCCACAGCUUUUCCCCACAGAAGAGAUUUUGAUUCCUGUCGGUGAGGUGAAGCCCAUUACACUGAAAGCUAAAAACUUACCUCAACCUCAGUCUGGCCAGCGUGGAUAUGAGUGUGUCCUCAACAUCCAAGGCGUGAUUCAUCGUGUACCUGCUCUUCGUUUCAACAGCUCAAGUGUCCAGUGCCAGAACAGCUCGUACCUCUAUGAUGGAAUGGACAUAAGUAACUUAGCAGUAGAUUUUGCUGUGGUGUGGAAUGGGAACUUCAUUAUUGACAACCCAGAGGAUUUGAAAGUUCAUCUCUACAAAUGUGCAGCUCAAAGGGAAAGCUGUGGGUUGUGCCUGAAAGCAGAUCAGAAAUUUGAGUGUGGCUGGUGUACUGGAGAAGGAAAAUGCACUUUGCGUCAGCACUGCCCUUCUCCAAUUGGUGGAUGGGGAAGGUGGCUUGACUGGUCAAGUAGGAAUGUCAAAUGCUCCAAUCCACGUAUCACUGAGAUCCUAACUGUCUCAGGACCACCAGAAGGAGGAACACGUGUGACGAUUCGUGGCAUUAACUUGGGACUGGAUUUCUCUGAGAUAGCCCAUAACGUGCAAGUGGCAGGGGUGGAAUGCACUCCACUGGAGGACCAGUACAUUAUUGCUGAGCAGAUUGUGUGUGAAAUGGGGCAGGCUGAGCCUGAUAUCACUUCCGGUCCUGCGCUCCUCUGCAUCGGAGAAUGCAAGCCAGAAUUUGUGGCCAAGUCUGCACAGCAUUACACAUUUGUGAAUCCUGCAGUGAGCUCCCUGAGUCCCAGCCGUGGACCAGAGUCAGGAGGGACCAUGGUGACCAUCACCGGCUAUUUUCUGGGGGCUGGCAGCAGUGUGUCGGUUUUCCUGGGUAACCAGACCUGCGAAUUUUAUGAGAGGUCUAUCAAUGAGAUUGUGUGUGUUUCUGCACCUUCAACCCAUGGUCUUGGCACUGUACAUGUCUCUGUCAGCGUGGACCGUGCUCACCUAGAGAGCACGCUGCAGUUUGAAUACAUCGAUGAUCCCAAAGUUCAACGUAUUGAGCCUGAAUGGAGCAUAGCCAGUGGCCACACACCUCUGACUGUCACAGGGUCAAACCUGGAUGUCAUACAAGAACCCAGGAUACGAGUGAAGUACAACAGCAAGGAGUCUGUCAAUGUCUGUAAAGUUGUGAAUGCAACCACCUUGACUUGUCUGGCUCCCUCACUCACCCCAGAAUACCGACCUGGCUUGGAUGCUGUUGAACGACCUGAUGAGUUUGGCUUCAUCUUCAACAAUGUUCAAUCCUUGCUGAUUUAUAAUGACACCAAGUUUAUCUUCUACCCCAACCCUACCUUUGAGCUUCUCAGUGCUAAUGGUAUCUUGGAUCAAAAACCAGGCUCACCUAUUAUCCUGAAGGGUAAAAAUCUGUGCCCUCCAGCUUCUGGUGGAGCGAAGCUGAAUUACACUGUUCUGAUUGGAGAAACCCCUUGCGCUGUCACUGUCUCUGAGACCCAGCUGCUGUGUGAGCCUCCAAAUCUCACUGGACAACACAAAGUACUGGUGCACGUAGGUGGCAUUGUCUUCUCACCUGGCUCAGUAAACGUGAUUUCUGAUAGCCUAUUGACCUUGCCAGCUAUUGUCAGCAUUGCAGCAGGAGGGAGCCUUCUUCUCAUCAUAGUCAUCAUUGUCCUCAUUGCCUACAAGCGCAAGUCUCGUGAAAAUGACCUCACCCUCAAGAGGCUACAGAUGCAGAUGGACAACUUGGAGUCACGAGUGGCCCUUGAAUGCAAGGAAGCUUUUGCAGAGCUCCAGACAGACAUCAAUGAGUUAACCAGUGACCUGGAUCGCUCUGGGAUCCCAUACCUUGAUUAUCGCACAUAUGCUAUGAGGGUCCUCUUCCCUGGCAUUGAAGACCACCCUGUCCUACGUGAACUAGAGGUCCAAGGGAAUGGACAGCAGGGUGUUGAAAAGGCCCUGAAGCUCUUUGCCCAACUAAUCAACAACAAGGUCUUUCUGUUGACAUUUAUUCGUACCCUUGAGAUGCAGCGAAGUUUCUCCAUGCGAGAUCGGGGCAAUGUGGCUUCCCUUAUCAUGACAGGUCUUCAAGGCAAGCUAGAAUAUGCCACUGAUGUUCUGAAGCAGCUGCUAUCUGAUCUGAUUGAGAAGAACCUGGAAAACAAAAAUCACCCAAAACUCCUUCUGCGCAGGACCGAAUCCGUGGCUGAGAAGAUGUUGACUAAUUGGUUCGCUUUUCUUCUUCACAAAUUCCUAAAGGAAUGUGCUGGAGAGCCGCUCUUCAUGUUGUAUUGUGCGAUCAAGCAACAGAUGGAGAAAGGGCCAAUUGAUGCUAUUACAGGGGAAGCUCGUUAUUCCCUAAGUGAGGACAAGUUGAUCCGGCAGCAGAUUGAGUAUAAGACUCUAAUCUUGAACUGUGUGAAUCCUGACAACGAAAACAGUCCUGAGAUUCCCGUCAAGGUGCUGAACUGUGACACCAUCACACAGGUCAAAGAGAAGAUUUUAGAUGCAGUGUAUAAAAAUGUCCCAUACUCACAAAGACCGCGAGCUGUUGACAUGGACUUGGAGUGGCGCCAGGGCAGAAUAGCACGUGUGGUCCUUCAGGAUGAAGAUAUAACCACCAAGAUUGAGGGUGACUGGAAGCGACUAAAUACCUUGAUUCAUUAUCAGGUGUCGGAUCGCUCUGUAGUGGCCCUUGUUCCCAAGCAGACCUCUUCCUAUAACAUUCCUGCCUCUGCCAGCAUAUCGCGGACCUCAAUAAGCAGAUAUGACUCCACAUUUCGGUAUACAGGAAGCCCAGACAGUUUACGUUCCAGAGCACCUAUGAUUACUCCAGACCUAGAAAGUGGGGUGAAGGUCUGGCACUUAGUCAAGAAUCAUGACCAUGGUGACCAGAAGGAGGGUGACCGGGGCAGUAAGAUGGUGUCAGAGAUCUACCUAACAAGGCUGCUAGCUACAAAGGGUACACUGCAGAAGUUUGUGGAUGACUUGUUUGAGACUUUGUUCAGUACAGUACACCGAGGCAGUGCUCUCCCACUGGCUAUCAAAUAUAUGUUUGAUUUCUUGGAUGAGCAAGCAGAUAAACAUGGCAUCCAUGACACCGACGUGAGGCACACGUGGAAGAGCAACUGUCUUCCUCUCCGCUUCUGGGUGAAUGUAAUUAAAAACCCACAGUUUGUCUUCGACAUCCAUAAGGGAAGUAUCACAGAUGCCUGCCUAUCAGUGGUAGCCCAGACCUUUAUGGAUUCAUGUUCUACUUCAGAGCACCGACUGGGCAAGGACUCCCCCUCCAAUAAGCUGCUAUAUGCCAAGGACAUACCUAGCUAUAAGAGCUGGGUAGAAAGGUAUUAUGCAGACAUUGCAAAACUUCCAGCCAUCAGUGACCAGGACAUGAAUGCCUACCUCGCAGAACAGUCACGUCUGCACUCUAUUGAUUUCAAUAUGUUGAGUGCACUCAAUGAAAUCUACUCCUAUGUCAGCAAAUACAGUGAGGAGAUCAUUGGGGCUCUGGAGCAGGAUGAGCAGGCGCGCCGGCAGCGCUUGGCAUACAAAGUAGAACAGCUUAUUGGUGCCAUGUCUAUGGAGAGUUGAAGAAAGGAGCAGGAACUCCUAAAACAGCAGGAAGUGGUUUCUGCAAAGUCUUCUUGGAAUUAAGAACCAAACCAGCAUGGAGGACACAGGGAACAUACGUGAAGUAUUGUGGCACCCUCCUAAAAGAAACAGAAGUUGGUCCAGGCAUUUAGCUCAAGACUCAAUCAUUAGAUUCAAGUUGAAAGCGUGGAAGAAAACCAACAGCAACAGAGCAUCUCAAGAACCAGCUGGAUUUGCCAAGAAGUUCCUCUCCUCAAGUUGAAACCGAGAAGGAUCCUGGGAAACCUAGAUUUCCUCCAUGACUGCUGCUUUGCAUGAAAGUUGUUUGAUGUAUAUUAGGAGAUAACAAAAUACUAUUUAAUUUUUUUCUUUUUUAAAAAAGAAAAAGAAAAGAGAGAAGAAAAAUGAAAUGUAACAAACACCACAGUGGCCACAUCAAAUAUCCUGUUGAAAAGAUCCCUUUGCACACACUGCCCCUCCCAUCUCAUGAGGUCCCCAUUGUUUGUGGCGCAGAUGGAUGGUUUGCAAGUGGACUCUCACACUUUGGGAAUGUUUGGAAAAUCCCAUUUUUCUUUUUCUGGGAACAUACAGAAAACCCCAUGAGCACAGAUUUGCACCAAACCUUUUAUACAGUGCAGUUGGGGAAAAUGCCUUGCAGUAUAAGUCUGCAAGAGGCACUUAGGAAAAAUAUUUGGGAGUGAAAAAGCCAUCCAGUCAUCCAACCCAUCUGUCUUGAAAUCUAACUUCAGCAAUGUAUUCAUAGAGUGCAGAUAUUUUUUUAAUACUGUUUAUUUACCAUUGAAGGGGUACUAUGGUUGUAUGGAAGUCCUUCAUUCCUCUUCUACUUUGACAAAAUUAUCCCCACCCACAUUUCAAAGAUUCUUCCCUGUUUUAGACAGCCAUGUUCCUAAGGAAUGUUCUAAGGAUGUUGUGUAGAGGUUAAGUUGAAACUGGCAUAUUGUGCACAAUUUGUGGAAAAACUUAUUGGCUUUCUUAGUUAGUUGCUUAGUAUGUGGGCAGAUCAGCAUUAAGGUCAUUGUCAUUUUUUCCUAGUCACUGUGUGAUUUCUUGAAGCUUAAACAAAGUGUUUACAACAGGCAAUACUUGAACAGUGUAGACCUAGCAAGCCAAGAUAUUUAUUGUUUCCCUUCUUUAGACUCAGUGAUGCUUAUGCGACUGGGACAAAUGGCAUUUGCAUUUUUCUCAUACCACAGACAACAUCCUAUAAAGGUCAAGCAUAAAGCUUUUAUGUCUUCUGGAAGAGAAGUGAGCGGAUCCUUCUUUCUCAACAAAAGGAAAAUGGUAUGCUUUGCAUGCCUGUUAAUGGCUGUUGUCUUUGUCUUUGUCCAUGUCUUGUCUUGGGUUUGGUUUCUUAGCUGGCCCUAGCAGUCCAAUUUCUAGUGGUCAGUGGAAGGCUGAUAUAUGUGAGUUCUUCUUCUUUUAUAUACAUAAAAAAAGGGAAAAGACCAAAGCUUCCAUGUCCCUUUCAAGAGUGCCAAGUAGCAGGUGGGAUGCUGUAAAUAUUUCUCUCUGUAAUAAAUAUUGAUAUUUGUGCAGGCUGCAGUUAAGAGGGGUGAUGAGGGGGCAAGGUGAUUAGGCUUAAUGGAAGGCAGGAUAUCGACUACAUGAUUUUAGACCCCGUGACUAGAAUCUAAGUCAGAUUUAAGAGAAGCAAAAUUGUAUUUUUAAAGUAAGAAUUAAAUGGUUAGACCACUAGUUGCAGGUUGAUUCAGACUAUGCCACAGUUUCCUUGGAGUGUGUAGCAUUUUCAGUUGUCAGUUCUGAAUGGAAUUUGUGAAUACUAUAACCUUUUAAGCAUAGAUUGCCAGAUGUCUAAAGAUGUUUGGGGAUAGAUACAGUUUAGGGGAUACCAUUCUGUAGUAUUCUAAAAUUGAAGGGAAGUUGCUGGAACAAAGAGAACCACAGCAUUUGCUCCUACCCUCUAUCUCCAUCUAUAGUGAGGCAUCAACCCAAAGAGUUAACAUUUAAGAGGUAGCCUGGAAGUGUGUUCUUCUCACAUUAUAUGAUGAAGAGGUCUGUAUGUGAGUAACAAAAAGUAAUGCUGCAUUGUAGACUUCACUUUCCAAUUGUACAUCUCCUGGUCAUCAUCCAUUGUGUCACUGCAUUAAGUGUGAAUGACUGAACUCUGAAACCUGACACAAGUUGGAGUUCUGGACAACUUGAAAGCAAAUCUGUGCCAUUCUACAUUCAUAGGCUUACCUUUUUAGACAUCAUUGAAAAAGAGAGUAGUUUCCAGCCUCAGAGAAAGGACUAGCAGUAUCUUCUCUCACAGAGACAUUUAAUACAGAUGACUUGUGCAAGAGUCUACCAACCAUCAUGCUGUAGCCUUCCCUUCCAGUACACUCCAUUUCUAUUUUUCCCAAGAGAAAGAGGGAACUGUUUCCACAAAAUGUUGAGGGGAAUAUAGAUUGUUACCUACUCUGUGAGAAUCCCUGAGGUU
Messenger RNA from Anolis sagrei ordinatus, 8917 nucleotides. It is a transcript of the gene PLXNA2, whose product is annotated as plexin A2. Gene Ontology annotation, molecular function: semaphorin receptor activity; protein binding. Lineage: Eukaryota; Metazoa; Chordata; Lepidosauria; Squamata; Anolidae. Gene Ontology annotation, biological process: semaphorin-plexin signaling pathway involved in axon guidance; negative regulation of cell adhesion; regulation of cell migration. The record is from RefSeq and is a predicted model, not a curated record. Gene Ontology annotation, cellular component: plasma membrane; semaphorin receptor complex.